AUGCGAUGCAGUGCUGUGAAGAAUGCCGUCACACUGCCAUUACACCUCCCUCACGCCUGUCGGUUAGCAGAAGAGAGCCCUCUGAACUUUGUCUCAACUGUGACUGCUGCUGCUUUUGUUAACGCCGCUGCUGCUGCCGCCACGGUGGUGCCUUUGCGCUCCCACCAGCCCGCCAGUGGGCUGGCAGGUGCGUGCACGUGCGCAGGUGCCAGCGCGUACGACAUGCGACCUGACCCGACCGACGAAUCAGAUCGGUCUGAGCGCGCGACCGGGUACACCUGCCUUUAUAUUUGCUACUAUUCUGCCGCCUCUAACAACUGGUAG
This is a messenger RNA of Hydatigera taeniaeformis, 324 nucleotides long. The record is from the annotation of a GenBank genome assembly. Lineage: Eukaryota; Metazoa; Platyhelminthes; Cestoda; Cyclophyllidea; Taeniidae.